This is a messenger RNA of Chiloscyllium plagiosum (whitespotted bambooshark), 2342 nucleotides long. It is a transcript of the gene nkx1-2a, whose product is annotated as NK1 homeobox 2a. Gene Ontology annotation, biological process: cell differentiation; regulation of transcription by RNA polymerase II. Lineage: Eukaryota; Metazoa; Chordata; Chondrichthyes; Orectolobiformes; Hemiscylliidae. Gene Ontology annotation, cellular component: nucleus. The record is from RefSeq and is a predicted model, not a curated record. Gene Ontology annotation, molecular function: RNA polymerase II cis-regulatory region sequence-specific DNA binding; DNA-binding transcription factor activity, RNA polymerase II-specific.
CCUAGAUAACGUUUCUUACCUAUCUAUACAAAUCGCCGUCUUGUCUGAUCUGCGGAGCAAGCUGUAGCCCGCUGGACAGUGUCUAAAGGGCAAGAGGGCGAUGUUCGAGUCCCCGGACACUGGGGAAGAGAUGGCUCCUACCCACAAGAUUUCCUUCUCCAUCAUAGAUAUACUCGAUCCUCAAAAAUUCACAGGCAGAUCCCAGCCGUUUGAGCUGCAACAGAAUGGACCAAAUGAAAGCAGUGAAUUGCCGGUGCCCUGCAGUGGAGAACAGAAUUGGAAGGGGACAGGUGCAAAACUAAGUGCUGAAAAGAACAGCAACCAAAUCGGCACUGAUUCUGAUGGAAGUGAUUGGGAGCAAGAUACACAUUCCAAUGCUAAUACAUCAAAAAAGUCUCCGGAAACUUGUGGAAACUUUCAAUCAUUUAAAGACAAUAAAAUUUCAACGCAAGCUGAAUUUGACAAAGACCAUACUGCCUCUACUGAAUUGGAAACCAGAGCUGAACAUACCGCAACAAGACAAAAACGCCGUCGUGUUGAACCAGGCUGUGCCAAACCAAGACGAGCUAGAACUGCCUUCACUUAUGAGCAACUAGUGGCUUUGGAGAAUAAAUUCCGUUCAACUCGAUACCUAUCGGUUUGUGAGCGUCUCAAUCUUGCCCUGGCCCUCAGCCUUACAGAAACACAGGUAAAAAUUUGGUUUCAAAACAGACGCACCAAGUGGAAAAAACAGAACCCUGGGGCAGACACCACUAUGCAGCCUGGAUCUACUAGCCUGUCUCGAGUCAGCCCAAGCCCUCCGGGACCAAGUGUUCUCAACUUCCCAACUUUUCAGACUUAUGCUGCAGGAAACGUCAUUUGCCAGGCAGCAACCCCAGUCCCUUUAAUAUCAUCUGCAGCAGGGUUGAUGUCUCCUUUCCUGAGUUCUGCCUACCUAACACCCUUUUAUGCUCCACAUUUGUGAAAACGGUGCCAUUUAUUUCUUUCAAAUAAUAAGAACUGUUGUGCAGUAGACUGACAACCAGCUUUUUCCUUAGGCUGCCAUUUUUCUAUAACACCUCGUGUGCUUCUUUUUAAUGAUUCAAUGGUAUUGUAAGCAGCAACAUCACCACUUCUAAGGGACCAAUUGGUUGUAAUAGUGAACAGCUCAGAAUCUGUCUUCAACAGUCAGUCUGAUUCAAUUGUUUUACAGUGACAAUUAUGAAAGUCUCAGAGGAGGUAUUAGACAAAUACUACUGUUCUCUCAAAGGGAGAAUGAAUAAAUCCAUCAGGGUCAGGUCCACACAGACCAUAACGUCUGAUAUAUUCUUGUGGAACAUUAUCUGUUUAAGAUUCUAAUUCUAUAAUUACAAAGCUAAGAAUUUAUUUGUGUUGUUAGCUACUGAAAAGGGCACGAACUACUUGAAGUAGUUAAACUCCACCUUGUAGAUACAUACUGUUACGCAUAGUAAGUUAUUUCAGUUUCUUGGGACCAGUGCUAACAGCAGAAAUUACAGGAACCUAUGCUGACUGUCUUGUUCUCAAAUUGAAUGAGAACUCAUUGCAAAUUCCUUAGAGGUUUAAUACAGUAUAUGAUUUUUAAAAAGAUGAAUUACUGAAACAUAGAGAUGUUUAUGGACAUUCUGCAAGGUUGUUUUUGCAUGGACGUUGUCUGAACCCAAUAAGAAAAUUAUGUAGACUUUAGCUGACCAAAAAAUGAUGAGAAGUCACUCGGAUUAGAUUAAAACGUAUAUUUGAAUAUAAUGUAACAGCAGUCUUCAGAGCACCAUGAAAAAAAAAAUCUGUCUUCAAUCCAUUAUAGGUGAACAAAAAGAUUUGGAAUUUUUGUCCAGACAUUAGCAAACUUAUUUGCAGAAUUCUCGUAGUUAUGGAUAUUUGGAUUCCAAAUUCUUGAUCCCCAGUGCUUCUCAUUCCCCACUCCAUUAUUGAUCUUUCACUUUAGUUAAAUAUUUGUUGAUUAUUUAAGCUGACAUUACAAUUCAGAUAAGCUUUGUGAUAAUCCACAAGAUAAAAUGGCUAAAACUUGGCAAACCAUGAACUUUGCAAAAUUAUUGUUACUGAAUUUUUCAGGUAGGUUUUACCAUUAUUUAAUUUCAGUUUUCUGGUACAUAUACAGUCUCUCCAAACCAACUGUCUAAACCCCAAGAAUUAGACUCUCUUUCUAAUAUGCUAAUCUAUUUUUCCAGCAUGACUGAAUUAAAAAUAACAUACCUGGACAAUUCAGCUAGAUGCUGCAUUUUAUUGUGUGCUUUGUCCCUAACAUUAAUGUAUAACUGUAUUUCAAGUGACCCUUAACCCCAUCUAACCCAGAAUCCACCUAAACUGCCCAUGGCCCAAAUAAC